This is a messenger RNA of Symsagittifera roscoffensis, 1683 nucleotides long. Its product is annotated as asparagine synthetase [glutamine-hydrolyzing]-like. Gene Ontology annotation, cellular component: cytosol. Gene Ontology annotation, molecular function: asparagine synthase (glutamine-hydrolyzing) activity. The record is from RefSeq and is a predicted model, not a curated record. The transcript has 5 exons. Lineage: Eukaryota; Metazoa; Xenacoelomorpha; Acoela; Convolutidae. Bases 1 to 1683 code for a protein of 560 amino acids.
AUGUGUGGCAUCUGGGCCUUAUUUGGGUGCAGCGAUGACAACUGCAUGUCUAAAAUGGUUCCAGACAUUUUCAAAAUCAGACACAGGGGUCCGGACGCCUUCAGUAUGCUGAGUGUGGGUCCGUUCGAGAACUGUGUGCUGGGAUUCGUAAGGUUGUCAGUUGUAGACCCACAGCAUGGCAUGCAGCCCCUGAAGCUGAAGCAGCACGAGCAUCUGUUCAUGGUCUACAACGGGGAGGUGUACAACUACAGACAGCUCAAGCAGCAGCAUGGGUUCAACUUCGAGACUAGCUGCGACACAGAAAUCAUCCUUCACCUAUAUGCCAAAGGUGGCAUUGAGUUCUGUGUCAAACAACUUUACGGGGUGUUCGCUUUCAUUUUGGCAGACGUAAAGAACAACAAGGUGUUCUAUGUGCGAGACACUUUCGGCGUAAGACCUCUCUUCACAAUAGAGCACAUGCCUGCGUCUGAAAAUGUGGGUUUCGGAGCGGCCGCUUCAGAGAUGAAAGCACUCACUCACGCUCUAGCGUCCUGUCCGCCGGACAGUGCCACGAUUCAGCCACACCCCCCUGGUCAUUUCUCGGAGUUUGAUCUGACCAAACGAGGAUCUCUCCGAUUUGUGAGGCGGGAGAGGUUCCACACUAUCGGAGACAUGCCUGGAUACAAAGUGGACGAAGUGAACAACAGCUGGACUGCGGAGGAGAAAGUGAGACAUGCUCUCACUAAUGCAGUGGACAUUAGAAUGUUGGCAGACUGCAAAAUAGGCUGCAUGUUGUCUGGAGGCCUCGACUCCAGUCUAGUGUGUGCACUGGUCAAACAGCAGAUGGCCAAAUGGGGUCACGAUUACGAAUUGGAGACGUUCGCUAUUGGUCUAGACAAGAACAGCACAGAUUUGGUUGCGGCGCAGAAGGUGGCAGAUUACAUAGGUACCAAGCAUCACUCUAUCGUGAAGAGCAGCGCCGACUUCCUGGCGGUUGUGGACCGGGUCAUCCACCAAAUAGAGUCAUAUGACGUCACGACAGUUAGAGCAUCAACGGGGAUGUACCUCGUGUCGCAAUACAUAAAGGAACAGAGCGACUGCAAAAUAAUAUUCUCAGGCGAGGGAGCGGAUGAGUUGUGUCAAGGAUACAUCUACUUCCACAAUGCUCCUUCUCCCAAAGAGGCAGCAGUAGAGAGCAUGAGACUCAUGAAAGAUCUGCACUUCUACGAUGUUCUCAGAGCAGACAGAACUACUGCCGGACAUGGACUGGAGUUGAGGGUUCCUUUUCUGGACCACUAUUUAACUCACAUUUACACUGCUUUGCCUGACGAACUCAAACAGCCUAUCAAUAAAGUGGAAAAAUUCACUCUGAGGAAGGCAUUUGACGGCUCUGACUUAAUCCCGAAAGAGAUACUGUGGCGUCCAAAGGAAGCAUUCAGUGAUGGAGUGUCCUCCAUUGAGCGGCCAUGGUUCGCCAUUCUGCAAGACCACAUCGAAACUAUCAUCUCAGAUGACGAACUGGCCACUGCCUCCAAAACUUACAAUCACAACCCACCCCAGACUAAAGAGGCACUCUACUAUCGUAAGAAGUUCCUGCAGAGCUACCCGAGUUUGGAUCAUCUCAUACCUUACAUGUGGAUGCCCAAGUGGUGCGGCGAACAAGUUAAUCCGUCUGCCAGAGUCCUCACACAUUUCCAGGCAUAG